AUGGCUACGGCCACAGUCACGUCCUCGUUAUCUAUACGUUUGGGAAAUGUUUGGCAGGCCCUUGCUCUUCGAAGCGAUGUGGAGGAUAUCAUCAAGGAACUACUCGGCCAUUUUUCGCUGGAGAAGAUAUAUUCGGACGGUAAUAAAGAAUCCUAUCAAGCCCUCGUGACAACGUUACUCUCCCAACUGAAUGCCAUUUUCUACAUCCAACGGCUAUCGUUGCCUACCGAGAAAACACACACCGGAUCGUACCUUGGGUUUUUGGUGAGUUGGGAGACAAGUUUGCGAUGUGUGGAAUUUGUCAUACAAAUUGUUGAGGAUGGCCGAGAGAGCUUGUGGGAAAUUCGUCGACUCAGGGAUUAUUAUCUUGCAGAAUUUCUUCUAUUAUCUCUUCGAUUUCUCUCACUGCAUCCAAAAGCACCAACAGGCCAGCGGACCAAAGAUCGUCGAGAGCGGUUUUCGCGAAUACAUAGGUCGCUUGAACGUGUUUAUGAUAGCUACCCGGGUCCGAAAUCAUUUCUUUUGCAGGUUUGCAAGGAGGUAACAGGCUCUCUCCGCAGCGAUCCAGAUUCACUAGCUCUACCUUCAAGAUUGAAAAAUAAACUACCGAACUUGGGAGCAGAAAUGUAUCCGCUUGCGCACUGCCUCCUGUCCGAGUCGGUCUCUACCAUCGUACCAAAGGACGGAUCAUCUGAUGACUGGUUAUGUCAGUUUAUGGCCCUGCGGGAUGUCACACUGUUUGUGGUUGGGACGAAUGUCCAAUAUGCAGUGAAUACAGGGACAAGAAAUCCACACCUCCAGGCAAUGUCUUCGGAAACUCGGAAUGCGGUCUUAGCUGCUCUAGACCAUGUCAAGUUACCGCAUCACCUUUCUAAAGCGGACUUAAUUGCAUCCUUCAGCGACGGCUUUCGAGUUGUGCUUCCAAAUACGCCCAAUGUUACAACUCAGACUUCCUCUGAAUCUGAUGAUGUUGAUGAAAAUGUAGCUGACGCACUGGAUGCUUUCUGCCAACACCUGGGUUGCCGCCAGUUAAUUAGCCGUGUGAGUGAUAGGGAAGUGAUUCACAGUAUAACCGAAAUCACUCGGAAUAUAGCAUUGCUCGAUGAUCCUAGUGCUCAAUUCAGAGCAUCCCGCCCCCGGUUGUAUGUUCUAAAUUGUCGAGGGUGUCACUUUGCAGGAUAUUCCCAGCUGAGAUAUUUGGAUAAUAUUAAUCUUCCACUUGAUUCCAGUGAAGUACCAGAAGUUUCUCUUCCACCAGGGACGAACUGUCGGCAAUGUGGUGACGUUGUGACAAUGGCCCGAGAAAUCCAACUUGCGCGGCAUACUUGGAAUCUUCUUUCCCACAUCGAAUCAAAUGCUGACACAAUCAACGUCGAGAGACACCUUCCGACGCAAUUCCAAUUACCACCUCCUAAAGUUGAAGCUGGCGGUUCGUUCCCAUCAUAUAGUAACGUAACAACCCCAGUGAGCCCGAGAACACAAGAAACCGACUCAUCCCUUUUCACUCGAACUAUAUUUUCGACCUCCGACCCCUCCAGUGCAACUCCUCAAUCACCUUCAUCCCAAUUCACACACCUAAUUCGACACAGAUUUGAUAACCCUCGUACCGAAUUUUCACCCAUGGACAGUUUAACCGCUAUUAACGAAACGGAAGACAAUGUAUUGGAGCCAGGAACCAUCGUUGAGUCGCGUGCCUCCAACGGUUCUCACGAUCUCUCGGCCCAGGCAGCAAGCCUACCUGGAAUUGAGAAGACCGCAAUCACUGCCACUUCCGAGUCUACCCUCCUCGUGCGAUCACGGACGUUGCAAUCCCCUACAUCAGCGGACAAAGGGAAAAUGGGCUGGAGAAAACUCACUGGUACAAAAAAGGAAUCCAUCUCAGCAUCCGGAGACACUAGUUCCCUUUCGUCAUCCUUUCUAGAAUCACAGAAACUGGAUGAAAUUCCUUUGAAAGGUUUAGUCAACUCGAUGAAAAGCGUAAAAGGAAGAUUUGCAAAAAAUAUCAACGUUUAUCUUUCACAAAAUUCGACUUUCGCACUCUUUUGGACCCAUACCACGAUACAUGUGUGGGAUGUUGGAACCUCUCCGCCAACCAUGAAACGCGCAUUUUCGAUAGAUAGUACGUGCCUUCUUGCAGCAGUUACGAAAAUGUACUUAGCGUACGUUAUUGGCACUCGUGAUAAUAAACUAACGCUACGGAUAAUAAACCUUAUUGAUGAGUCGGUCCCAGUUGUUGAGUACCGCAUGUCAUCAACGCUCUGGUGCAAAUGCAUAACAGUUUGCCCAAUGGAAAAUUACGUCGUGAUUGGAUUUGAGAACUCAAUUGUCCGGUUCUUUAAGACCACAAAUUCGGAACCUCCUCGAGAAGACCGGCUCCAUAGCCUGUUCCACAGAGUUUGUACAAAUUGUACAUUAGACACGCUUUCUUUCUCAAGAGACGGACUUGUUCUUCUUGCCAGCACCCGGAAUCCAAAGGGGGUAAUCCAGGUAUUCCAAUGGAAAUUUCCUUUCGUGGUGUUCCACGAACUACCGGCUUGUAGAUACUACGUCCCGCUGCACGAGUCGGAAGAUAAUGGAGUAUCAGCAACUUUAUUUCGAUCUUCGCGUCGGGGUGACGAACUCGUCUGUAUCACGACGUGGACGCAAUCUGGAGUACCCAUCCUCGCACAUCCCAAGGAAGGAAAUAAAACAGAUGUCAAGACAGAGAAUGCCGGCCGCCACGGGAGACUAGGUAAUAGGAUUCAAUGCGCUUCUUUCUCCCCUUCUGGCGCUGAGCUCGCGAUGGUAAAUGACCGGGGUUAUCUUUAUCAAAUAUCAAAUCUGGACUCAAGUCCUAUGGAUGUUAAAAGACUGGCCACAUCUAAGGAACUCACGACCAAAUCAGAUUCAUUUGCAAUGUCGUACAUGACAACCACUGAUGAAGAUACCAUUAUCAUGGCUUGGGUUGAUGCAGCAACAGGAGUAGCAAAUAUCAAAAGAGUGCCAGUAGCAGCCCAGGGGGAUAUUACCAUGUCAGCACCACUUAUGCCACAACAACCUCCGUCCCCGAAGUACGAGUUACCAGAAAGCAGCAGGGACCCGCCGCGUGUGCAUGAGCUACCGCGAGAGGCGGAGCCUGCGCCGGUGAAAAGAAAUUCAAAGCCAGCAGUAGAACUACCUACUGAUCCGCCGAGAUUUUUAAGUCGAUUUCGAGGGAUAACCAGAUGA
Molecule: messenger RNA, 3207 nt
Organism: Histoplasma capsulatum G186AR
Lineage: Eukaryota; Fungi; Ascomycota; Eurotiomycetes; Onygenales; Ajellomycetaceae
Product: WD domain-containing protein
Exons: 5
Coding region: 1-3207 (1068 amino acids)
Molecular function (GO): protein binding
Source: RefSeq, a predicted model, not a curated record